AUUCCCCUCCAUCCACUCCGCAUUAAUCAGAACGUCGAUCGCUAGCUCUACGCUGUCAAAACUUGCAACUUCGCAGAGAAAAAUGGAGAAAACCGGCUCAGGGAAGCAACUGCGAGGCCUGCUACUGGCCGAGCUCGUUCGAGUUCAGAAACUGGCGAGGCAGGUGGAAGCCGAGCUCAAUCUUCACUUUGGCAAUGGACCCUGCCAUUUGCUGCUGCAAGAGAUGCUCGAAGCGAUAGACAAGUCGAUUUCCUUGGUCCAGUCGGGACACCCGGUGGUCGCCGGAGAGUCCCUUCCUUCAGCCAGCAGGAUGCCCAAGAGGAGGAAGAUAAUGGCUACGUGGAUCCAAGAAGUGCGAGUGAAUUCCGGUGCCGCCGCCGGAGUCGAUUUCCCCGUCGACGAUGGCUAUAGCUGGAGGAAGUACGGGCAAAAGGACAUCCUCGGAGCCUAGCACCCGAGGCCGGUUAACUUCAUUCGAUCUCUCGAGAUUAGAAAUUUACAGUAAAUUGUGGAGUAAAGAAAAUUGUAUUGAAAGUCUCUUCUCUUUGCAGAGGCUACUACAGAUGCAAGCAUAGCAUGACUCUGGGCUGCCCGGCGACCAAGCAAGUGCAGCAAUCGGACGGCGACCGGUUGCUCUUCCACGUCACCUACCACGGCGAGCACACCUGCCUUCAAGCGGCAGCAGAAGUGCAGAACCGUUGAUG
Zingiber officinale is the source of this 704-nucleotide messenger RNA. Its product is annotated as transcription factor WRKY19-like. Gene Ontology annotation, biological process: regulation of DNA-templated transcription. The transcript is spliced from 2 exons. NCBI's taxonomy places the organism in Eukaryota, Viridiplantae, Streptophyta, Magnoliopsida, Zingiberales, Zingiberaceae. Gene Ontology annotation, molecular function: DNA-binding transcription factor activity; sequence-specific DNA binding. The record is from RefSeq and is a predicted model, not a curated record. Bases 83 to 451 code for a protein of 122 amino acids.